Molecule: messenger RNA, 1956 nt
Organism: Lingula anatina
Lineage: Eukaryota; Metazoa; Brachiopoda; Lingulata; Lingulida; Lingulidae
Biological process (GO): regulation of transcription by RNA polymerase II
Cellular component (GO): nucleus
Molecular function (GO): DNA-binding transcription factor activity, RNA polymerase II-specific; protein binding
Source: RefSeq, a predicted model, not a curated record
AUGGUAUUGAUAUCACAGUUGCAUAGAAAAAUUGUCAUCACAUGCAAACGGGCUGCAAACGUAUGUGGUCAUGAAUUCCCUGCCCACUCCAAUGUUCUUGCAGCAGGCAGCACCUAUUUAACCUCUCUGCUGAGUGAGAAUGUACCCAGAAUCUACUCCCAGGGGUCGCCACAGACAAUAGAAGUUCAUGUAGACAGUGCUGAGACUGACAAGUCCUACAUUCUUGUUGUGGAGACCAUUUUGAAUUUCUUGUACACAGGGAGAUUACAAAUCCCGGUCAUAUUGCAAAAUAAACUGUCAGAAAUUGCAGGAAUUUUACAAGUUUCCCCUUUGAUAAAAUUUUGUCAGGGAAUAAAGAGCCAACAUCGCAAAAAGCAUGUUAGAGCAAAGGGUUAUAAGGUAGAAGAGGAUGAGGGUGAGGAAGAUUUAGACACCAGUCGCGUGCUUCCUCUCAGAGAUGAUGGCGGAGAGAGUACAGAUCUUGAGUCAAAGCUCAGUUCAACUGGCAGACCUCUGAGAAGCACCAGGUUGGGAAAAAGAAAAAGUUACCUUCCUCAGCGGAGACAAGGCAGUAAAGAGGACGAGCAAAUAAGUGAGAUGGAGCAGAAUGAAACCAAGUCUGAUGUUAAAGAAUCGCCAGACAAUACACCAAAGAAAAAGAAAAAAACUCGGUAUCAAUGUGAGAAAUGUGAUUUCACCACCUGUAAACCUAAGGAGCUCAGUAAACAUCAAGACUGGCAUAAGCAGCAAGAAAACAUAUGCAAAUUCUGUGAUGAACAUUUCGAGGAUGGUUCACAGCUUGAAGAACAUUUGGAGAAGCAUUCUGGCCCAGACCCUUACUUCUGCCCCAGCUGUGACCAACGUUUUAACACAAAAACAAAAUACAACAUGCACGCCCCUGUGCACUUCAAAGAAAAACCUUUUAUAUGUGAGACUUGUGGGGCUGGUUUCAAGUGGAAACACGCCCUGAAGAACCAUGAAGUGAUUCAUUCUACUGAAAAGAAACAUUUGUGCGACUUCUGCGGUUACUCCACCGUUCACAAAAGUCAGCUCAAGGCUCACAGACUAAUACAUACAGGGAAUAUGUUUUCUUGUGAGGUGCCGGGUUGUAACUUUAAGGCAACCAAACGCCAGAAUUUGAAAAAUCACAUGCUCACGCACACGCGUGAGAAACCACACCAGUGCGAAAUAUGCGGCACUGCAUUCUCCAUGGUGAAAAACUUACGCAGGCAUUCAAGUCUUCACACUACUGUUCGGCCUUUUAAGUGUGACAUCUGUGAUUUCUCCACCACCCGCAUGGACAAGCUGAGAGAACACCUAAUGAAAUCUCACAGCAUAGGAGAGCCACCCAAGAAAAGACAAACCCUAGAGCAGAAGUAUGGUGGCACAACAGCAGAGGAUGCUGAUAAGGAGGAAAAGAAACAAGUGACAAACAAACUCACAAUGCCCUUUAAACUCAUUUUCCCCAUGCAAGAAAAUCAGCUGUCGAUUGUUACUGACCCAGCAACACAUGGCCUUGGUGGAGACUCUAACAGGAGAGGAAUCAGCCACGUUGCAGAUCAGAAAUUCUUUGCCCAAGUUACCGAGGACAAUUUGGCACCAACGGGGCAGCAAUCUCAACAACCACAGCAUGGCCUACAGACGAGUAAACAAUUUCCGUACCUCACCAAGGUGAUCAUACCAGCAGGGACCCAGGAAAACAGCUUCACGCUCGCAGACUCGGCGCAGUUCAUUACCCAGAAUGCCUGUGUCACUGAGCACGGGUUAAUGGUGACGUCACAGUGUGACACACAUUUGGUGACAAGUAGGGGACAGAAGCUGAUUGUCACCCAGGGGGAGAUAUUGGGAGGAGAGGGGGGCUUCCAACAGACUACGUUAAACAGAGUGCCCCCCAGGGAGUUUAAUCUAGAGAAUAUUGACGUAGUGCCAGUUGAGAGUUACACAGAUUCUACAUAA